Messenger RNA from Diversispora eburnea, 513 nucleotides. Lineage: Eukaryota; Fungi; Glomeromycota; Glomeromycetes; Diversisporales; Diversisporaceae. The record is from the annotation of a GenBank genome assembly.
AUGACAAAUUACGUUGAAGAUUAUUUUAAUGAACGUCAACAAUCUUUCUCUGAUUCUAGUGAUGACGAUGAAGGAAGUGUUGAUUUUGAUAUUGACUAUUCGGAUGAUGAUUGGCAAUGGGAAGAAAGAUUACGUUUAAUUAACGAAUUUUCAAAUUGGACUAGUGGAAAUGACAAUUUGGAUCAAUUUAUUCAACAAACCCAAUUGGAAACUCCUAAAUCUGAAAUGAAUCAAAUAGAAGUGUUUGAUAAAAUAUUAGCAAGUAAAAUAAUUAAAUCCAACAACAACAACAAUAAUAAUGGACCAACUCCAGAAAUAGAUCCAUUUGCCAUCUACACGAGUAGAUUUUUAUUAUAUCCAAAUUUACCUGAACCACGAAAUAGACCAGAGGUGAUGACUAAAUAUCAUGAUGAUGAAUAUAUUCCUCCACCAAUUCCAUCGAUGCAACGUCGAAAAUCGGUUUUAUCUUUACCAAUGGAUCACGCACAACUUUUAGCACGUGCAUGUUGUUAA